CCUCGGCGCAGUCGGUGGCACCGCUCCGUAGGGUGAGAACGCGCGAGACCGUCCUCCUGGCGCGACUGUGCGAGCAGCGCCCACGAGAACCGUCCCCCGCGACCUUGCGGCGCCUGGGCAAGAGCGGAUAACUUCGGUUUUGCAGUUCAGGAGUGCGGCAGACGGUGGACCGGCCGGCGGCGCCAGCACACGCCCACCAUGUCGUUCCUGUUCGGAGGCGGAGAUGACCGUCGUGGCGGAGGAGGCGGAGGGUUUUUCGGUGACCUCGUGGGAGCCGUGGCUAACGAAGUCAUCGAUAACAUCCAGGACGACGGUCAGGAUGGACGUGAGCGACGCACGAGGAGUAACCAGGUGGAGGCUGGUGGCACCCUGGACCUGGGCGACAUCAUUGGAGCCGGCGUGAAGCACUUCGGCGGCGGCGGCGGCGGCGGCGGCAGCAGUGGUGGCGGUGGCGGCGGCAUGGACGACAUCAUCGGCGCCAUGUCCAACAAGACGCGGGACGACCGCACGGACGAGGAGCGCAACAGCGGUGGAGGCGGCGGCGGCGGCGGCGGGUACGGCGGCCAGGGCGGCGGCGGCGGCGCCUCCGACAUCCUGGGUGGCAUCAUGGGCAUGAUCGGCGGCGGCGGCGGCGGAGGAGGCGGCGGCGCGGCGCCCGCCCAUCCCUCCAUGAAGCACGGCGGCAAGGGUGUGGGCGGUGUCAACAUGGGAUCCCUCAUCCAGUCGGCGUUCGGCAACGCUCUGGGUGGCGGCGGCGGCGGCGGAGGUGGCGGCGGCGCCGCAGGCCUCCUGCAGGGCCUCAUCUCGGGCGCUGUCAGCGGUGCUGGCGGCGGCCACGGCCAGGGCGGCGGCAAUGCCGCCAGCGGUAACCUCCUGGGCACCAUCAUCGGCGCCCUCUCGGGCGGCAAGAACAUGGGUAACCAGUCGGACGUCACCAAGGGUGGCAACGCCAUGGGCGACAUGUUCAAGACGGCGGUGGGACACACGCUGAACUCCAAUCCCGGCUCGGGCGGCAUCGGCAUCAUCGGAGACCUGGUGAAGAAGGCCAUCGGCUGGAUCGUGGAGAAGUUCUUCAACCUCAAGGGGAAGUACGCCCUGAAGUCACGUCGCGGCGACGCCUUCAACCCGGCCGCCACCGUCUUCAAUAUGAACGAGCGCGGCUCCGGUCUGCGGCCGCGCGGCACCGUGCAGGACUUUGACAAGCUGCGCAGCGAGGCGCUCCGCUCCGGCCAGAUGUUCGAGGACCCCGAGUUCACCGCCGAGGACUGCUCCAUCUUCUUCUCCCGCUCGCCGCCGCGCCCCUUCGACUGGCUCAGGCCCAGCGAAAUAGUGCGCAGCCCCCAGUUCAUCUCCAAGGAUGCGUCCCGCUUCGAUGUGCAGCAGGGAGAGCUGGGCGACUGCUGGCUGCUGGCGGCUGUGGCCAACCUGACCCUCAACGGCGACCUAUUCGCCCAGAUCGUCCCGGACAACCAGAGCUUCGACGACCAGUACGCCGGCAUCUUCCACUUCCGGUUCUGGCAAUACGGCCGCUGGGUGGACGUGGUCGUCGAUGACCGGCUACCCACCUACAAUGGCCAGCUGGUGUUCAUGCACUCCGAGGACAACAACGAGUUCUGGUCGGCCCUGCUCGAGAAGGCCUAUGCCAAGCUGCACGGCUCCUACGAGGCGCUGAAGGGCGGCACCACGUGCGAGGCCAUGGAGGACUUCAGCGGCGGCGUCACCGAGAUGUACGACAUCGACAAGGCGCCUGACAACCUGUUCCAGAUCCUGCAGAAGGCCGACGAGAGAAAGUCGCUGAUGGGCUGCUCCAUCGAGCCGGACCCGAACGUGCUGGAGGCCGAGCUGCCGAACGGCCUGAUCCGCGGCCACGCCUACUCCAUCACCAAGGUGUGCCUGGCCGACAUCGAGACGCCGCGUGUCAGCGGCCAGAUCCCCAUGAUCCGCAUCCGCAACCCGUGGGGCAACGAGGCCGAGUGGAAGGGCGCCUUCUCCGACUCCUCUCCGGAGUGGCAGUACAUUCCCGAGGAGUCGCGGCAGCAGAUCGGGCUGACGUUCGACGCUGACGGAGAGUUCUGGAUGACCUUCAAGGACUUCCUGGGCAACUUCCAGCGUCUGGAGGUGUGCAACCUGAGCCCCGACAGUCUGGAGGACGACGACGAGGAGAUCAAGACCAAACGCUGGGAGAUGUCCGUGUUCGAGGGCGCCUGGGUGCGCGGCGCCACCGCCGGCGGCUGCAGGAACUACAUCAGCACGUUCGCCUACAACCCGCAGUACAUGGUCAACCUGACGGACCCGGACGAGGACGACGACGAGGAUAAGUGUACCGUGAUCGUGGCGCUGAUGCAAAAGAACCGGCGCGCCCAGCGCAAGCUCGGCCUCGACUGCCUCACCGUCGGCUUCGCCAUCUAUCACGUGUCGGACCCAAGUGGCGCGCCCACGCCGCUCGACACCAGCUACUUCCGGUACAACUCGUCGGUGGCGCGCGCGCCGAGCUUCAUCAACCUGCGCGAGGUGUCAUGCCGCUUCAAGCUGCCGCCGGGCACCUACUGCAUCGUGCCGAGCACGUUCGAGCCGAACGAGGAGGGCGAGUUCCUCAUCCGCGUCUUCUCCGAGAAGAAGAACAACAUGGAGGAGAACGACCAGGAGGUCGGCCCCGGCAAGGUGGACGACUCGGUGAAACCCGAGCUGGAGGAGGAGUCCGAGUACGACCAGAUGGUCCGCGAGUUCUUCAACAAAAUCGCCGGAGACGACCUGGAGAUUGACUGGCAGGAGCUCAAACAAGUGCUGGACUACGCCCUGAAGAAGGAAUUCAGUCAGUUCGAAUUUGAGGGCUUCAGCAAGGACACGGCGCGCUCCAUGAUCGCACUCAUGGACGUAGACAACUCGGGCAAGCUCGGCUUGGAGGAGUUCAAGACGCUGUGGAACUGCAUCCGCGUCUGGAAGACGGUGUUCAAGCAGCACGACGCCGACGGCACCGGGUUCCUCAGCGCCUUCGAGCUGCGGUCGGCGCUGAACGAGGCCGGCUACCGGGUCAACAACAACCUGCUUGGCUCCUUGAUGCACAGGUACGGCGAUAAGGAGGGCCGAGUGGCUUUCGACGACUUCAUGGCGUGCGCUGUGAAGAUGAAGACCUGCAUAGAGAUCUUCCGCGACCGUGACCCGGAGAAGACAAAUCAGGCCAUCUUCUCGCUGGAGGACUGGAUGGAGUACAACAUGUACUCGUAAGCGGCUUAGACGCCACUGGUGCGAGGACCGCCCGCAGUAUCCCGCCCGUCGACUCACACCAGCGCGGGUCAGCUGUCACGCGCGGGGCCUGCCUGCCACCCAGGACGUUUCGCUGGGGCCGGGCCGGGCCGGGCGGGCCGACCCGAGCCGAGCCGAGCCGAGCCGAGCCGAGCCGGGCUGGGCCGCAGUGUGCCGCGUCGCUAUGCGCGCGGGUGUGAGGUCGCUGUGCCGCCCGCUCGUAGUCCGUGCCAGCGCCGGGACAGCCGCGGCUCGCGGCGCCGCCUGUCCCGGUAGGAGUUUGACCGGCCGGGCAGCUGUGGCUCGCGGCGCCGCCCCUCCCGGCAGGAGUCAGGACGGCCGGCUCGGCGCGAAGACGUGGCACGCGCCGUCGGCCGGCGCUAACGCGACAGCACUCAGCGAGAUACGCGUGGUACUAACCGCGGGCGGCGCCCCCAUGCGGGCCGGCCGACACCGCCACUAGGUGGCCUUCGUGUUCGCGCAGCGCAUCUCCACUUCCAGCCUGGAUCGCGAGGCUUGCAACUGCAUCUGAACCUCUGCUCCGUAGAUGGACUUCUAGACUUCGGUAUACUGGCCUUAGCCGCUGUUCUUUACGGGUCCCGGUCGGCCCCAGUUUGUAUGUGCUUUUCUCAAGGGCGUGCGCAUUCGUGUGACUGAUUCGUGGUUGAAUCAGGUGGAUAUAGCUUUCUCCUCGUAUGCAGUGCCUGCCGAAACGUGCUUGUUCUUGGUCUUGUAUGCGAAGACAGCUGUUUUGUUAAGUCAGAUUCGCCUUUACAUUGAACUUUAGAAUAUAUUUUGAAUCUGAUC
This is a messenger RNA of Pollicipes pollicipes, 4050 nucleotides long. RefSeq names its product calpain-B. Gene Ontology annotation, biological process: proteolysis. The transcript has 20 exons. Gene Ontology annotation, cellular component: cytoplasm. Gene Ontology annotation, molecular function: calcium-dependent cysteine-type endopeptidase activity; calcium ion binding. The record is from RefSeq and is a predicted model, not a curated record. Bases 199 to 3225 code for a protein of 1008 amino acids. NCBI's taxonomy places the organism in Eukaryota, Metazoa, Arthropoda, Thecostraca, Pollicipedomorpha, Pollicipedidae.